AUGAGCGACAUCUACCAAGUUUCCGAGGAUGCGUUGGCUGAGAAGAAUAUGGUUAUCACCAGCGACACGAAUCCCCAGUAUGCGUUUGUGGCAAAUUAUCUGUGGUUCUUUUACGUCGAAGACAAUACAUUUCGGAUCACGGCUUACUUCAAAGAUCACCCAGACAUUGAAUACCACGCUUCUGUGAAGAUAUGGUUUAAAGAUGAACACUUCUGUCAUUACGAACGGACAGAGCAGUUUCCAUUCGAAGAGAAAAAUGGAGAUGAAUAUGAUAUUACUGACCAGGACUGGGUCUCCAUCGAAGUCACAUUUCGAGUCACAAAGCUUCACUGCGAGAAGUACAUCGGACCACCCGAGACAGAACAGGCUGGGACGAUUGUCGUCAUUGGAGACCAGAAGGUGUUCCUGAAUAUGGAGGUUCGUGUGGUGGUACAUCAAUUGCGUUACAUUCUAGACUUUCAGACUGUGAUUCUGCAAUCCGAAAUUCUCAGCGAUGCGUUCAACAACUCCGAAGAUGUGACCAUCAAGCUGUGUGACAUGGAUCCAGAUGUAUUUUUCGAGAUGCUCCGAGUCUUGAAUCCACCGUUCAAACGGAUCUCAAAGCACUACUUCACUGAACUCUUGCUCCUCGGUUGCCGAUUUCGGAUGCAUAAUCUUCUGGUUCGUCUUGAUGAGUUCUCCAAGUCUGCAGACUACGAUCCAAACUGGAUAACACGAGUGGCAUGGAAGAGAAUCCAAACAGUUCUUCGUGAAGAUCCCGCAUUCUGUAUUCAAGUUCUCGACAAUUUCCGUUUGACACGACGAAAUUUGAAGCCAGUGAGAAAAGUGAGAAUCCGUCAUCCAGAAGUUUCGGAUGUCUAUCAUGAAAUCAGCGAUACCGGACCAUCUUGCAUAGGAUCCCUGUGCAACUUCUGUUCCAACCACAAAACCCAAAUAAUUUAUUUCAUUCUUUGUCUGUUUUUAAUUGAAAAUUUGAUUCUUUUGAUUCGGUUUCUCAGUGUGUAUAAGAAACGGGACAUUUAA
Molecule: messenger RNA, 1023 nt
Organism: Caenorhabditis briggsae
Lineage: Eukaryota; Metazoa; Nematoda; Chromadorea; Rhabditida; Rhabditidae
Exons: 3
Coding region: 1-1023 (340 amino acids)
Molecular function (GO): protein binding
Source: RefSeq, a predicted model, not a curated record